Larimichthys crocea (large yellow croaker) is the source of this 1805-nucleotide messenger RNA. RefSeq lists its product as uncharacterized. The record is from RefSeq and is a predicted model, not a curated record. Gene Ontology annotation, molecular function: protein binding. The transcript has 2 exons. The coding region runs from base 23 to 664 and encodes 213 amino acids. NCBI's taxonomy places the organism in Eukaryota, Metazoa, Chordata, Actinopteri, Sciaenidae.
GACCAGGUCAGAUACAGUCCUGAUGCCAUGUUUGUUAACUGAACCUUUGGCUCUGCGGGACUCUACAGACAUCUUCAGGACUCUGCAGAACUCUACAGACAUCGACAGGACCCUGCAGGACUCUACAGGACUCUACAGGACUCUGCAGAACUCUACAGGACUCUACAGACAUCUGCAGGACUCUACAGACAUCUACAGGACUCUACAGACAUCUACAGGACUCUGCAGGACUCUGCAGACAUCUACAGACAUCUACAGGACUCUACAGACAUCUGCAGGACUCCACAGACAUCUACAGGACUCUACAGGACUCUGCAGGACUCUGCAGACAUCUACAGACAUCUACAGGACUCUACAGACAUCUACAGGACUCUACAGACAUCUUCAGGACUCUACAGACAUCUGCAGAACUCUACAGGACUCUGCAGAACUCUACAGACAUCUACAGGACUCUACAGACAUCUACAGGACUCUACGGACAUCUUCAGGACUCUACAGACAUCUACAGGACUCUGCAGAACUCUACAGACAUCUACAGGACUCUACAGACAUCUACAGGACUCUACAGGACUCUACAGGACUCUACAGGACUCUGCAGACAUCUACAGGAAUCUACAGGACUCUGCAGACAUCUACAGGACUCUGUAGACACUCGAUCCGUUAACUGUUUGGAGACAUUCCAGUUGAAUUCUUCCUCCAAAGAGGUUUGAGCACAAACAGUAAUUAUUCAUGUGUCGUUAACACGUUGCAAACAUUUUAACGACGCAUGUGGUCCACUUCAAACAGCUGAGUAUUGUGAGUCCUCAUUGGCUGAUAAACUGAACCUCUGAUUUGUUUGUCCUUAUCAUGUGAUCCAUUAGGCCUGUUACACACAUAUACAUACACACACGCACACACACAAAGCAGUCUGUCAUUAUUCAGUUUAUAGAGAGAUUAAACUCAAUGAUAUUUCUCGUCGCAUUAAAAAUCUGUCUUGUGAGAUUUGUGAGCUAUCUAAACUAUUUGUGACCUGUGGGGGCAGUAAUGCGCCUUUGCUACGUCUAGCCUGCCAGAACCUAAAUAAGGAGAAGGAAAAGAAGAAGAGGAGGAGAAGGAAAAGAAGAAGAGGAGGAGAAGGAGGGGAAGCAGCAAGCAGCCAGAAUGACGUCGGAAAAUACCGACCGAAAUACCGCCACUUUCAAAUCGUCUGGCAGCAUUUUGGGUACCCGGUGGAAAUGAUAAAUGGCAGUAGUGUGACUGAUAAGACACGGACAAUAUGCAAGCUUGACAGAGUAGAACUUUGAUUUGGUUUUGCACAUAAUAUUGUUUGCAAAAAGAAAGAAAUAUUAAAUUUUAUUUAUUUUAACUUUUAGUUUUAGUUUCAAUUUGUGGAAGAAGAAGUUUAUUAAAAGCUCAUGCUUACAUCAUGCAUAAGAGUUAUAAUAAAACAUUUCAAAAUGCAUGUGCAACUCGGUUAAAUAAAAAUCUGUUGGUCCAGUCAUAUAUUUUGUCAUUGUAGUUUUCUUAAAAUCUUGUCUCGUUCUCGUGAGUUGAGUGUAUCGUCACACCCCUAUAUUGAACAUAAAUCUGCAUGUUAACAAUGAGGAUGUUCAUCAGCCAAUGGGAGCUCACAACACUCACCUGUGGACCAGAGGCUCAAACUGACAUGACAUUAGUCCGUUUACGUGUUGACAUGUAAACAACAUGUUAAUGUGUUCAAAGUCAUUUCAACGUUGAACAUCGUUUAAACUGUAAAUUAUUUUGGAUGCGUCAAUGUUAAUGUUGAUCAGAUGUUUGAUUUUUAAUAAAUUAAUGAUUUUUUCAAA